Molecule: messenger RNA, 1806 nt
Organism: Gekko japonicus
Lineage: Eukaryota; Metazoa; Chordata; Lepidosauria; Squamata; Gekkonidae
Gene: LRCH4
Product: leucine-rich repeats and calponin homology (CH) domain containing 4
Exons: 14
Coding region: 1-1806 (601 amino acids)
Molecular function (GO): protein binding
Source: RefSeq, a predicted model, not a curated record
AUGGCGGCGGGCGAGGGCGGGGCCGAGUCGCUGCCCCCGCCCUCCCCCUUCCUGCCGGGCCCCGAGCGCGCCCUGGAAGAAGCGGCGGCCUCAGGGAAGCUGAGCCUGGCGGGCCGGCACCUGAGGCACUUCCCCGGCGGAGCAGCCCGGCGCUGGGACCUCAGCGACACCACGCAGGCGGAUCUGUCCCGGAAUCGUUUUGCGGAGGUGCCGGAGGCGGCCUGCCACCUGAUGUCCUUGGAAGGGCUGACCUUGUAUCACAACUGCCUGCGCAGCAUCCCCCCAGCCAUCGCCAACCUCCAGGCCCUCACCUACCUGAACCUCAGCCGGAACCAGCUGACCUCCCUGCCUGCCUGCCUCUGCUGCUUGCCCUUGAAGGUCCUCAUUGCCAGCAACAACAAGUUGGUGAGCCUGCCCGACGACAUCGGCACUCUCCACAACCUCCGCCAGCUGGACGUCAGCAGCAACGAGCUGCAGUCCCUGCCGCUGAGCAUGGGGGGCCUGGAGUCUCUUCGGGACCUCAGCAUCCGGAGGAACCAAAUCGACAGCCUCCCUGAAGAGCUGGGCGAGCUGCCCCUGGUGCGGCUGGACUUCUCCUACAACCGGGUGGCUCGCAUCCCUGUCUGCUACCGGCACCUGCGCUACCUGCAAUGCAUCCUCCUGGAGCACAACCCCCUGCAGUCCCCGCCUGCGCAGGUAGGCAAGGCGGGGGGGGACCCCCCCCCGAGGACCGAGGGGGAGCCUGUGGGGUCUGUCCCCAACAACUCUGCUGUGCCGUCUCCUCCCAGCCUCCUGGAGGAAUUCUACCCGAUGCGGCAGUAUGGCGGCCUCGACUCAGGCUUCAACAGUGUCGACAGCGGAAGCAAGCGGUGGUCGGGAAACGAGUCGACGGACGAGUUCUCCGACCUCUCCUUCCGCAUUGCGGAGCUCGCCCGGGACCCCCGACAGCUGAAGGAGAAGCGCAACGGGGCAGCUGACGCCAGCGAGACGGAGCAGAUCGACUAUAUUGACAGCAGCAUCAAUGGCGACGAGGAGGAAGAGGAGCAGCAGAAGCCUGUGAAGGGCAGCCUCCAGAGAGCCGGUGGUGGCAGCGCGGUGGAACAGAGUCUGAGCAGCAGGGCCUCCGUGGGUGCUGCCCUGCCCAGGCCGGAGCCGUCGGGAGAGGAGCGCCGCCGCCCAGAGGUCUUGCAGUUGUGGCAGGAGAGGGAGCGCCAGCAGCAGCUGCAGCCGCCCCGAGCCCUGUGGAGCCAGGGGCCAGGGAGAGGCGGGACAGGGUUGUCCUGGCCCGAGCCAUACCCUGCGGAGCCCAGCCACACGUUGAGGCUGCGUGCUGGAUCACAGGCGCUGGAUGAGAGAGAGCUGACCGCUCAGCUGCGUAAGGCAAUCGAGUCCCACCUGAAGAUCACUCUUGCGGAGGACCUGGGCGAGGCGCUGGCCAAUGGGGUGAUCCUGUGCCAACUGAUCAACCACCUGCGCCCACGGUCGGUGCCCUUUAUCCAUGUGCCCUCACCGGCUGUGCCAAAGCUGAACGCCAUCAAAAGUCGGAAGAACGUGGAGAGCUUCCUGCAGGCCUGCCGCCACCUGGGGGUCCCAGAGGUCUCCCUCUGCUCCGCCUCUGACGUCGUCCGCGGCAACACCCACGGCUUGCUCCGCCUCCUCCUCGCACUGCCGGGCCUCGCUCCGGGGAGGGCGGUGCCUCCUGUGCCUGCCGCCCCCCUGUCGGAGCACCUGCUGGGCUUUGGCUUCUUCCAUGUCUCUCUCAUGCUGCUGCUGUAUCUCGGCUAUCGCAAGCUUUGCAGCUUCUGA